Molecule: messenger RNA, 4842 nt
Organism: Meyerozyma guilliermondii ATCC 6260
Lineage: Eukaryota; Fungi; Ascomycota; Pichiomycetes; Serinales; Debaryomycetaceae
Gene: GCN2
Product: serine/threonine-protein kinase
Exons: 1
Coding region: 1-4842 (1613 amino acids)
Biological process (GO): DNA damage checkpoint signaling; regulation of translational initiation by eIF2 alpha phosphorylation
Molecular function (GO): eukaryotic translation initiation factor 2alpha kinase activity; ATP binding; protein binding
Source: RefSeq, a predicted model, not a curated record
AUGAGCCUGCUUUCAGCACGACAGCAAGAUGAGGUCAAUAGCGUCGAGUCGAUCUAUGGUGAUAUUUUCACGGAUAUCACCCCGCAAGGUCUCAUAUGGAACAAAAAACCCAGUCCCCACUUCCAGAUACGACUAGAAACCGAUCUGGAGCCCGAUAAACCUUCGAUGAGUUUGGUUUUGGACAUUGAAUUCACGCCAACAUAUCCCAAAUCACCUCCGCUUGUGCGGUUAUUGAACCCCAAAAACCUCUUGAAACACAUGAUUCUGGCAAUGGACCAGAAAGUACGCAGUCUUAUCAAGGAGUACGCCGAAGAGGAGGUCUCUUUUAUCAUUAUCUCAGAGAUCAAAGAUAUGCUUGACGAUUUUCACUCCAAGUCAGAAAAGGUUCUCUCUUUGGAAGAAGAGCGGGAAGUUCGAUUGCAAAAGGAGCGGCUUCAAUUGGAGCAGGAAGAAGCGUUGCGGCGCCGAGAGGAAGAGAGCGCACAAAGAAGGCAGAAUGAAGAACUUAACCAAGAAAUACUCAAGAUUCAAGACGAAUAUUACGAAGAUACUCCGGACGGAACAACCGAGGAAGAAGACGGAUCUGCAGACUUGGUGCCUCCUAAUGCCGACGACUUUAUUGUGUUUGAGAAACCAAUGGUCGGAUUCACAGAGUCACCCAGAGUUAUGUUCACUUUCCGUACCGUUCUGGAACCGAUACGAUAUAAGAAACCAGAUCUUUUAUCGUCAAUCGCACACCAGCAAAUUGUUACUCCCUACAUUGUCCCAGCACUCUCCACGAAAUUGCACGGUGCCCUCAUACCCACGUACUUGCUUUCAGAUAUUAUGCUUACAUGCGACCAUUGGCUCACCGACGACGGCAAGAAAGAAAUACAACUGUUGGAAUCAGAGCUCCAAAAUGUCAUGAAUGUCAAGCACGAAAACAUCUCGUCGUUGGUGGGAUUUCAGAUUGACAGACAGGAAAAAGGCUGGAGAAUCCGUCUACUCACAGACUAUUCUCCCCAAUCACAAUCUCUUCAAGAAAUACUAGCUGCUCAACACAAAAUAUCCUGGUCCACCGCUCGCACCUGGUUGAUACAAGUGCUUCCAGCCAUUGAGUCCUUGCACAAUAUUGGGCUCGUACAUAAAGCAAUUUGCCCAUUGACGGUAAUUUCCAUCCCUAAUGGACUGUCUGCCAGCACACUAAAACUAUGCCACAUAUCCUAUGGAUACUGCUUACUUCAAAUGGCCCACGAAUACCCUAAUAAUAAUCAAAAACCGAAGGACCCUGUUGAUGUCAUGGGCAAUUCUGCUCUUUGGAUAGCUCCUGAGCUCAGCGAUGGUUUUGAAAACUUCACCGUGAAAAGCGAUAUCUGGGAUCUUGGUGUACUUUUCAUGAAAGUGAUGCUAGGAAAGAACUCAACAGAAACCUACAAGACCCCAACUCGCUUCUUGAGCAGUUUCAAGGCUUCUGAUUUCCCAAAUGACGAAGACAACGCCAAUUUGGUGUUCGACCUUCUUUCAAAAAUGUUCCAAAAAAAACUAUUCAAACGUCCCAGUCCACUAGAAUUGAACGCUGUUAGGUUUGUUCGUGAUGGGCCUGUGGCCAUUCAACAAAAUAGCCAACUUCCACACCCAUCUGGCUCUCCAUCGCAUCUGACGGGUAUGUCUCAUCUCAACUUAGCAGCUUCUAGGCGCCAAAGUAACCACCAUGAACUGUUGGAUGUUGGUGAGUCGAAGACCAGGAAUGUAGGAAGAUACGAGCGUGACUUCGAAGAGGUGGGCAUCAUCGGGAAAGGAGGAUUCGGAGAGGUAGUGAAAGCACGAAAUCGUUUGGAAGGCACCUUCUAUGCUAUCAAGAAAAUCAAGCAUAGAGCAGACAAACUCGACUCUCUUCUUAGCGAAGUGUUAUCCUUGGCCAGGCUAAACCAUCAGUACAUUGUGAGAUACUAUGGAACUUGGGUUGAAGAGAUAGACGAAGCUGAUCAAGCGGCUGAACAUGAGGAUGAGGCAAGCGAUGAUGAUUUCGAGAGCCCAGUAAAUGUACGCUCGACAUCGUUUUUAGCAAGCCAAGACAGCUCUUUUCAGAUCGAUUUUAUUUCCAAUUCUUUUGAUCCUCAGUUGGACAUUCCUAGCGAAGAUGACCUAUUUGAAUUUGCCAAUUCGACGGAAAACGACGAGUCGACAUCCGGUGGAGAUUUGUGGUCCGACAUCACUUCUAACGAGGGAUCCAAGAAAGAGAAGAGAACUAGCUCGAAAUCGAAGCGCUCGAUACUAUACAUCCAGAUGGAGUUUUGCGAAAACAAUACCCUUUUGAACUUGAUCGAGCAGGGUCUUCCAUACAAUCCUAAUGAGUAUUGGCGAUUAUUUCGACAGCUUCUUGAAGCGGUUUCAUAUAUUCAUCAGUCAGGGUUUAUUCAUCGAGACCUCAAGCCUAUGAAUAUUUUCAUCGACAAAUCGAACAACAUCAAAGUUGGUGAUUUUGGAUUAGCAAAAAACUCACAAUUUUCCCUGGUGGUUCUGACAAACAAUCAAGUGGAGGCUGCAAAUAAAGACCUCUCCACUGUUGUGGGAACUGUAUUUUACACCGCACGAGAAGUGGCUACUGGAGAUUACGAUGAAAAAGUGGAUAUGUACUCACUUGGAAUUGUAUUCUUCGAAAUGUGUUAUCCCUUGUCCACAGGUAUGGAAAGGGCACAGACUUUGAAUGAACUAAGGCUCUCAAGUAUCAACUUUCCUUCUAAUUUUGUGGAGUCGAAAUACAAAAUGGAGAAGAAAAUCAUAAAAGUUCUACUUGAUCACAAUCCCAAAGAGCGCCCAAGCGCAUCUGAGCUCCUACAAAGUGGAUGGCUUCCGGUCGAACAUCAGGAUCAAGUUAUCAAAGAGGCAUUACGAUCGUUGGCUGACCCUGCGUCUCCUUGGCAACAUCAAGUUAGAGAGACUCUUUUUAAUCAACCAUACCUGUUGGCUCACGAUUUGAUGUUCGAUAAUAGCAGUCGAAACUCCCAUAGUAUCGAGAACACAACGAGAGAUUAUCUUUUGUUCAGCAAUAUGAUUGAUACUUUGUUUGGAAUUUUCAGAUUACAUGGUGCAAUCGAAGACUAUAGCUCUGAUAUUCUACUACCCAAAUCGCAAAACUUAUCUGCUGGCCAGGUGUACGACGUGCUUGAUCGGAGCGGUACCGUUCUUUCGCUUCCGUAUGAUUUGAUUCUUCCCAAGGCAAGAUUUUUGAGUCGAAAUAACAUUGAUAUCGCCAAGUUAUACUGUCACGAGUUUGUCUACCGACCCAAUAUUCGGGGUCCAGGUACUCCAGACAAAUACAGCUCGGUAAAUUUUGAUAUAACGACACACGACAGAAGCCUUUUACCAAUCAAUGAUGCUGAGUGUUUAAAAGUGGUCGAUGAAAUUUUGCAUCAUUUUCCCUGCUUCAAAGCCAAAGGUUCUCAGUGCUUAAUUCUCAUUAACCAUUCCGACAUUAUCAAUUCCGUAAUAACCUUUGCAUUUGGCAAUAUUGGAAUCAGCGAUCGCAAGCGCCACGAAGUUAUUGGGGUUCUUUCUCAGCUUGGAAUCGAAAAAAGUCCGGAAGAAAUCAAAAGAUAUCUACGUGAAGACUUCAAUGUUCCACACACAGUGACCAGAGACUUGGUGGAUACCUUCAAUUUUAUGGGAGAGCCCGACGAUGCAAGGAGAAAGUUGAAGAAAGCCAUGGUUGACUCGCCAUACUUUGUUAAAGUUGAGAAGGCUCUCGUUUAUAUUAUGGAUGUGUUGUCGAUUCUUCGAAAGUUUGGCGUGAAGUCAGGAGUUUAUCUUUCACCACUCAGCAACUACAAUUGCCAGUAUUACACUGGUGGAAUAAUGUUCCAGGCUAUUUUUCGCUUGGAUACCAAACGCCGGUUCGCCAGAGUUCUCACUGGAGGCAGGUAUGAUAAACUAGUUUCAUCGCUAGCUAACGUGGACAUAAAUAAGGCAAUAACUCCACAUGCGGUGGGUUUGCUGCUAACAUCCACAUUUCUUUUCCUUCUUUUGAAAAGUAGGAAAAUCGGGCCGAAUGAAAAGUACAGCGAAACUCAAUGGAGGGGAACCAGGUGCGAUGUCUUGAUCACCAGUACCAACAAAUCGCUUGUUCGUCUUGCUGGAUUUGAAAUUGCUCAGUCUUUAUGGAAGAAUCGAAUCAGUUGUGACUUUGCGUAUUCUGCUUCUCAAACUGAUAUUAUGGAUCAAGCGGCCCAAGAUGGGUGUGGUUGGAUCGUCUUCAUCAAGCAAACAAACUCACUGCUGAGAGUCAAAUCCAGAAGAGGUCCAAGUAACUUUAAGCCGUUAAGAGUAAGAAGUGUUCAAUCUGAAAAAGAUACAGAUUUGGAGUACGAAGAACUCGUUCCUUUUCUCGCUGAAGAAAUCAAUGGAAGUAAUGAAGAUGAGUCUGAAAGACACGACAUGAAUUAUACUGACUCUUCACUCGACUCCAUGCCCACAGGCCCAUUAUUUUCCACGGAUAUCAAUAAUAGAGUCAUUGUGGUUCCCAAUGAUGCUCCAAGAGGCCGCAAAAAUAACAAGCGUGAAAAGUGGGAGCUUGAAAACGAUUCCAAAAUGGCAUCUGCCAAUUUUAUCAAAACUUUGUCUAAUGCUCCAGUGAUAGACCUAGAUGUUCAAGAUGAGGUUUUAGACAUGAUUCUGAUCACUCCUCUUCGCCAACAAGAUGAAUGGGUACGCAAAAUCGUAUACUUUUCCAACAACUUUCCCAAGAGCUUCGGGGUCAACAUCUACAAUACUUUGAAAAAGGAAGCCAACAAAGGAACACAAUGGGCAAUGCUACACAGCUCGAAAACCGACAAGACUUGUGUCAUAGAUCUACAACGACAAUGA